Molecule: messenger RNA, 2295 nt
Organism: Ochotona princeps (American pika)
Lineage: Eukaryota; Metazoa; Chordata; Mammalia; Lagomorpha; Ochotonidae
Gene: SUOX
Product: sulfite oxidase
Exons: 4
Coding region: 588-2231 (547 amino acids)
Cellular component (GO): mitochondrion
Molecular function (GO): molybdenum ion binding; heme binding; oxidoreductase activity
Source: RefSeq, a predicted model, not a curated record
GUAUUGGGAGUCCCAAUCAUCUCAAAGGCUGAGAACCGUAUUUGAGGUUUGCCUUUCCCCCAUUCCUUCGCCUUGCUUUCGCUCCAGACAGACCUAUUGCAUUGCAACACAGAAAUCCGUCAAAAACAAGGGCGGGGUUGGAGCUCGCCAAGGGGGUUGAGACGCACCCUCCACCCCACCCCAUCUCGGGGCGAGCAGCGGGACUGGCCAGGGGCGUCUCCGAGCCGCCCACCUCCUUCGUCAUCUCACCUUGCCCGAGUUCUGGACAGUGCUGGACAUCGGGACCCAUUCCUCGCCCACCAAGGCCCAUAACCAACUGAAAUCACCAGGCUGUCAACCGUGAGUGGAGACAAGAAACAUCCUUCUUGGCUCUGAGUCCUGGCGGCGCCCACCCUCCUCCACCGGCCUCCGGUGGGAGGCCUGGGAGCCCGGAAGUGGCCGAUGACCAAGGGACCAGCCGAGGGGUGCGAGCGAUCCUUCACUCCCACCUCACGUCACGGCGCUAGCCCCGCCCCCCGCGAGCAGUCACGGGCAGCCGGACUGGCUAAACUGCCAAGAGGCGCGGACCAUUAACCCGGCUGGCCACAAUGCUGCCGCUGCUGCUACCCAGGGCCGUGCUCUCAGGACUCCGUGGGGCCUGCAGGUCAAGCCCCUCCUGGCUCUGCACUCGGGCCUGCUCUACAAAUGACUCCUUUCAGCCCCAGGGUCCCAACCUCAGCAAUUCUGGUGACUGUUCCAGCACCAAGGGAUGGAGAGUCCUGGGGUCCCUUCUUGGCCUCGGGGCAGCAUUGGCCUAUCAUAGCCAUCGUUGUAGGCAGGCUGCCCAGAAAGAGUCACCACACAUCUACACUAAGGAAGAAGUCUGUUCCCAUAACAGACCCGAGACUGGGGUCUGGGUGACAUUUGGCGGUGAGGUCUUCGAUGUCACCGAAUUUGUGGAACUGCACCCAGGGGGGCCAUCAAAGCUGAUGCUUGCGGCAGGGGGUCCCCUAGAGCCAUUCUGGGCCCUCUAUGCAGCUCACAACCAGCCCCAUGUGCGGGAGCUACUGGCUCAGUACAAGAUUGGGGAGCUGGACCCCAAAGACAACACACCCUCUACCUUAGACACAUCUGACCCUUACGCCAACGAUCCUGUCCGGCAUCCAGCCCUUAAGGUCAACAGCCAGCGUCCUUUCAAUGCGGAGCCACCCCCUGAGCUGCUAACAGAAAACUAUAUCACACCCAACUCCAUCUUCUUCACCCGGAACCAUCUGCCUGUCCCUAACGUGGACCCAGACACCUACCGCCUGCAUGUCGUUGGGGCCCCGGGGAGUGACUCCCUGUCUCUGUCUCUGGAUGACUUACGUAAGUUUCCCAAACAUGAGGUCACGGUCACACUGCAGUGUGCUGGCAACCGGCGCUCUGAGAUGUCCCAGGUCAAAGAAGUUAAAGGACUGGAAUGGAGGAUAGGGGCCAUCAGUACCGCCCGCUGGGCCGGGGCUCGGCUCUGUGACGUGUUGCUCCAGGCCGGCCACCAGCGUGGUGACACUGAAACCCAUGUCUGCUUCGAAGGACUGGACUCAGACCCCAGUGGGACUGCCUAUGGAGCAUCCAUCCCCCUAGCUCGGGCCCUGGACCCUGAUGCUGAGGUCCUGCUUGCCUACGAGAUGAAUGGGCAGCCCCUGCCUCGUGACCAUGGCUUCCCUGUAAGGGUGGUGGUUCCUGGUGUGGUGGGAGCCCGCCAAGUCAAGUGGCUGGGCAGAGUGAGCGUGGAGCCACAGGAAAGUCCCAGCCACUGGCAGCGGCGCGAUUACAAGGGCUUCUCCCCAUCCGUGGACUGGGAUACAGUGGAUUUCGACUCUGCUCCAUCUAUUCAGGAACUGCCUGUCCAGUCGGCCAUCACGGAGCCCCUAGACGGGGAGACCAUUCAGUCAGGAGAGGUGACGGUCAAGGGCUAUGCCUGGAGUGGUGGCGGCAGAGCUGUGAUCCGGGUGGACGUGUCUCUGGAUGGUGGCCUCACCUGGCAGGCAGCUGAGCUGCAUGGCGAGGAGCAGUGCCCCAGGAAGGCGUGGGCCUGGCGUCUGUGGCAGCUACAGGCCCCUGUGCCAGCUGGGCAGAAGGAACUGAACAUUGUCUGCAAGGCUGUGGAUGACAGCUACAAUGUACAGCCAGACACGGUGGCGCCCAUCUGGAACCUUCGAGGUGUGCUCAGCAAUGCCUGGCACCAUGUUAGGGUCCAGGUUGCCCCUUGAGAUGGUGGAAGGCAGCCAUCUCUACCUUGGAAUCACCACAGCCCCUCGCCCCAUCUUCCCCAUA